This is a messenger RNA of Gadus chalcogrammus (walleye pollock), 2885 nucleotides long. RefSeq names its product proteasome activator complex subunit 3-like. NCBI's taxonomy places the organism in Eukaryota, Metazoa, Chordata, Actinopteri, Gadiformes, Gadidae. Bases 166 to 948 code for a protein of 260 amino acids. Gene Ontology annotation, molecular function: endopeptidase activator activity. Gene Ontology annotation, cellular component: proteasome activator complex; cytoplasm; nucleoplasm. The transcript is spliced from 10 exons. The record is from RefSeq and is a predicted model, not a curated record. Gene Ontology annotation, biological process: positive regulation of endopeptidase activity; regulation of G1/S transition of mitotic cell cycle; regulation of proteasomal protein catabolic process.
ACAACCACGUGGUGUCGCUUUCCGUGUACGUCACGUCAUAACUUUGGAAGCGGCGUCUCGCUUGAAAGCGGUGUGUGUGUGGCUCCAACAAAAGUAUCCGCGGUCAGGAUCUCACAUACUGCGUUGUGUUUAUCGUGUUGUUGACCUUUUCUCUAGUCGUACGCGAUGUCGUCCUCACUCAAGGUAGACAACGAGCUCAAGUCGAAGGUGGAUGCAUUUCGAGAACAGAUCACAAGCGAGGCAGAGCACCUCGUCGCUAGCUUCUUCCCGUUGAAGCUUCUCGAACUUGACAGUUUUUUAAAGGAGCCCAUACUGAACGUUGAGGACCUGAAGGAGAUCCACUCUGAGAUCGUCGUCAGGGUGCCAGAUCCCAUCCUCUUCACAAACAGUAACCACGGCCUCGACCCGCAAAAUGCCAAGAAGAGGAAGUUGGAGGACGGAGCUGAUGAGAACUGUCGGGACGGCAAAGGAGAGGCCAAGGUGCUGGUGGUGGCGCCGGAGAACAUGAUGCGCUGCAACCGGCGGCUGGUGGAUCUGAUCGAGCGCGUCAAGCCCGAGAUCCGGACGCUCAUUGAGAAAUGCAACACGGUGAAGAUGUGGGUCCAGCUUCUCAUCCCCAGAAUAGAAGAUGGAAAUAACUUUGGAGUCUCCAUACAGGAGGAAACGGUAGCGGAGCUGAGGACAGUGGAGGGGGAGGCGGCUUCCUACCUCGACCAGAUCUCCAGAUAUUAUAUUACCAGGGCCAAGCUGGUCUCCAAGGUCGCCAAGUAUCCCCACGUGGAGGAUUACCGCAUCACGGUGUCGGAGAUCGACGAGAAGGAGUACAUCAGCCUGCGUCUCAUCGUGUCCGAGCUCCGGAAUCAAUACGUGACCCUGCAUGACAUGAUCCUGAAGAACUUUGAGAAGAUCAAGAAACCCAGGAACAGCAACGCCGAAUCUCUUUAUUGAUGACCUCUGUUACCCCCCCCCUACCCCCCCCCCCCCACACACACACACUCACACACACACACACACACACACUGCGUCAAACACUCACACACUCAGGUCUUGCUGUCGGGAGAGUGAGCAUGUGCAGGGCAUGCUUCAUUGACUGCUGCAGCUCAAUUUGGACGGUUUCAUAAACACAGUAGGAACACGGGCACUCACCCACGAUUCACCUCAUCCCCCCCCCCCUCUGUGCGCACCCCCCCCCCGGCCACACAUUAUGUGUAUUAGUUUAAUUUGCUAACCCGCUGCCCUCUUUGGGCCUCUGGAUUCAUUGGUAUUUCCUGUCUGCUUGCGCUCUCAAAACAAGGUGCAUCCACCAGCGGUCUGUUUUCAAGUGGCCAUCCAUUAUUCCCCUUACUCGGCUUCAACUCCCACUCAACUCCCACACGCGCACACAAACAUGCACACACACACACACACACACACGCAGUCUUUGCUAUACAACGUAUAGCGAAACGAAAUGCAGCGAAUGGUUGCCUUUUGUGUAGCUUUCUUCUUUUCGUUCCUCUUUUUAGCCGAUGCCUCGGAGAUGCAUUAGGGGUUAACGUGGGGACCGCGUACCGGCAGUUUGGCGUCCCGGAGCUUUGCGGUGACGUGAUUGCUCGCCGGUGUUGUCAUGUGAACCGUCGUCUCUGUGUAUCUCACGCAGCCAACUCUCCCUCUCUCUCCCCCCUUUCACUCCCUCUCUUGCUCUCCGUCUCCCACUCUCUCCCCUUCCUUCCCCCCCCGCUCUCCAGCAGGCCUGGUUCGGGAGAAGGCCAAACACAUUACGAACUGAGCUAGGGGCGGCGGGGAAUGAUAGACGGUACCUAAAACUGCCCUUUUUUUCCCCCCUCAUGGUUUUUAAUCAGUAAAGCAGAUUUCUGUGGAUUUCCGGUACUUUUUAGUUUUUGUAGGCUUUCCAGUGUAUUCCGAGGCAUGUGUGUGUGUAGUGUUCCUGCUUCCCCACCUCCCCCCCGGACGCGUGAGGUCGAGGGUGAGCCGUGAACAGUGUGUAGCGUCUGAACGCUCUGUGUGCGAUCUGUUCCGCCGUUCGACACGAGUGCGGUCGCGCCAAGUGUGCUGACCAGAGUGUCUCAUUGUGUUUUUUUUUUUUUUUCAUUAUUUGUAUUAUUUCAGUUGAGAAACUUAAUGUUGCCAUCGGUAGAGUGCACCUUUGUGGCGUGCUUCUUUUAAAUAAACUCAAAUCAAAUCCAGUCUUUUCGUGUCAUGAUGUGACCACUGCUUAAAGCUGCACCUUUGACCUUCACAGGUCACCCCCACACCAAGAUGUCAUGUUUGGUUUUUAUGGCCCCUUUUAUACCAUCUUCCUGUGUUUUAGUGAUCUCCCAAGUUGGCGUGUCAACCUAUACAGUGGAGAGAACAAGUAUUUGAACUGACUGAGUUCAGCUACAGUUAGGGUUGCCACCUUGGAUUUGGGGAAAAAAAGGGACACUCGAUCAAAUGUUUGGGGCGGAGGGCUCGGCCAUUAUUACCAGUUCAGACUGACCAAUGAACAUACAAUUCGGACAAAGGAGACGGAAACAAAGUCAUGUUAAUAAAUGUAUUUGUUCAGGGGUCACCAGGGAGGAUGUACACCAGCAGAUAAUUUCAGUCCAGCAGCCAUGUGAACACACUAGACUAGAACACAGAGAGACAUCACAUGAGAAUUGAUCACAAACUUUCAACAUUGCUAUUAUUUCAACAUUUAUAUUUUUGUACUUGUUUGUUUUGGUGUUGUGAGUGUGUGUGUGUGUUUGAUUAUACGUCUGUGAUUGAUUAGAUUAGUAUGUGUUUAUGUUUGUACGAGACUCGAAAUGCUGUUUAUGGACUCCAGGAAGAAUAGCUAUGCUACUGUGCUGCUGCAAAUGGAUAUCCAAUAAAAAAUUAAAUCAAUAAAUCAAUAUGGGCUAUUGGAA